CACAAAAGAAGAAUCAUUAAAAAUAUCAUUUGUUCUGGUGUUGCAUUUGAAGUCAUGAAGAUUUUCCUGAUUUGUAUUCUGAUAUCUGCAGCUUUAUGUCCCAUUUACAGUUUUCCCCAAAUGAUGGGAAUGGGUAUGGGAGGAAUGGGACAGGACCAACAAAGUCAGAUGUCUGAAAUGGGAACAGCAAUGGGUUUGAACAUAGGUUUGGGAUUGAGUGGUGGAAAUUAUGAAAGAUCCUCUCAAAUGGGCCACAGAAGAAUGAACAGAAGGCGUUCAUUGGAAAAAGCAGACAAUCCUGGAUGUUACGGAAGAAGACAGUCUUUUCCUACAGCUGCUACUACUACCACUACCUCUACCACAACUGAGAGCAUAGAUCCCAGAGAAUCGUAACUAAUUCACAAUUGCAACUGAAUUAUUCUUUUUGACAGUGGAAUAUUGUUUCUAAAAGUGAUUCGUUAUGUUUGAUUGUAGAAUACUCCGAGAAAUGUUCUCUAUUCAAUCAAUUAUUUCUGUUGAUUUUUAUUAUGUUAUUAUGUUAUAAAUAUAUGACAUC
This is a messenger RNA of Leptinotarsa decemlineata (Colorado potato beetle), 556 nucleotides long. RefSeq lists its product as uncharacterized. The record is from RefSeq and is a predicted model, not a curated record. NCBI's taxonomy places the organism in Eukaryota, Metazoa, Arthropoda, Insecta, Coleoptera, Chrysomelidae.